This is a messenger RNA of Alternaria incomplexa, 516 nucleotides long. RefSeq lists its product as uncharacterized. The coding region runs from base 1 to 516 and encodes 171 amino acids. The record is from RefSeq and is a predicted model, not a curated record. Lineage: Eukaryota; Fungi; Ascomycota; Dothideomycetes; Pleosporales; Pleosporaceae. The transcript is spliced from 2 exons.
AUGGCUCCCGAACUCCGUUCCCUCGGCAAGACAACCCCAGGGCCGCUGGUCAAACCCUCCAAGUUCGGCUGUGACAGCAAGGCUGUCAACACCAUUCACUGCUUCACGGCUAUUCUCAAGGAGAACCAACACUACACUAACCCGAACUGUGAGGGGUCACAUGUACCUCCCAUCAGGGAAGUGUCCGACUUUAUUCUUAGCCUCGAAACAGAGGAUCACUACCAGAAUAGUUACGUCGAUGACUUGAACCGCACGUUUUUUUUCAACGUCCUCAAGGUCUACUUCAGGAAGCAUUUCCGCCACAACACGUUGCCGGUGAUCACUCGACCCCGGAGCGGCAAGCAGCUCAACGCCUACCCACGAGAUCUACAACACCGCUUCCGUGUGAAGUGUACCGUCCCGAUCAACAUGUACGAAGGAAACAUCAUCAAGGACAUGCUGGCGGAAACCGAGUGGCUGAAGCAGAUUGAGAAUAAGCUGCCACCGCAACCCGACCUUGCCCCCGUGCGUCGCUAG